Chelmon rostratus (copperband butterflyfish) is the source of this 3430-nucleotide messenger RNA. RefSeq names its product serine/threonine-protein phosphatase 2A 56 kDa regulatory subunit gamma isoform-like. The record is from RefSeq and is a predicted model, not a curated record. Gene Ontology annotation, biological process: signal transduction; protein dephosphorylation. Lineage: Eukaryota; Metazoa; Chordata; Actinopteri; Chaetodontiformes; Chaetodontidae. Gene Ontology annotation, cellular component: cytosol; protein phosphatase type 2A complex; nucleus. Gene Ontology annotation, molecular function: protein phosphatase activator activity. The transcript has 16 exons. Bases 53 to 1795 code for a protein of 580 amino acids.
GUUCUGAUUGUGGAGUAACCGAGAGGGGAGCAAGGGCGGCUACGGUUGUACAAUGCCGAAUAAAACGAAAAAAGAUAAGGAGACCCAUAAGUCUGGCAAAGUGGGCAAGAGUGGAGGACAAGAAAAUUCAGAACAUGAGAGCGCUAACAGGAAGGCGAGCAAUAGUGUUCCUCCCACCACUCAGCUGCUAAAGGGAAAGCAGCCAGGUUCCCAGACACCUGUCAAAAAGGACAAGAGGCAGAGCUCCUCUCGCUUCAGCUUGAGCAACAACAGGGAGUUACAGAAACUGCCUGCUUUCAAAGAUGUUCCCCCUGCAGAGCAGGAGAAGCUGUUCAUCCAGAAGUUGCGGCAGUGCUGCGUCCUCUUCGAUUUUGUCUCAGACCCACUGAGUGAUCUGAAAUGGAAGGAGGUGAAACGGGCGGCACUAAGCGAGAUGGUGGAGUACAUCACCCACAACAGGAACGUCAUCACAGAACCCAUCUACCCAGAGGUCGUUCACAUGUUUGCUGUGAAUAUGUUUAGGACGUUGCCGCCAUCAUCCAACCCCACAGGUGCUGAGUUCGACCCAGAGGAAGAUGAGCCCACGCUAGAAGCAGCAUGGCCACAUCUACAGCUCGUCUAUGAAUUCUUCCUACGGUUCUUAGAGUCACCUGACUUUCAACCAAACAUAGCCAAAAAAUAUAUUGACCAGAAGUUUGUAAUGCAGCUCUUAGAACUGUUCGACAGUGAAGACCCCAGGGAAAGAGAUUUUUUAAAGACCACUCUUCAUCGCAUCUAUGGCAAGUUCCUGGGCCUGCGAGCGUACAUUAGGAAACAGAUUAAUAACAUAUUUUAUAGGUUCAUUUAUGAGACUGAACAUCAUAAUGGAAUAGCAGAAUUACUGGAAAUAUUAGGCAGCAUUAUCAAUGGAUUUGCAUUACCAUUGAAGGAAGAGCACAAGAUAUUCCUGCUGAAAGUUCUUCUGCCAUUACACAAAGUCAAGUCUCUUAGUGUGUAUCACCCACAGCUGGCCUACUGUGUGGUACAGUUCUUGGAGAAGGAUAGCACCCUCACAGAACCGACGGUGAUGGCUUUGUUAAAGUAUUGGCCAAAGACCCACAGUCCAAAAGAGGUGAUGUUUCUCAAUGAACUGGAGGAGAUCCUGGACGUCAUCGAGCCUUCAGAGUUUGUCAAAGUCAUGGAGCCCCUCUUCAGACAGUUGGCCAAAUGUGUGUCCAGCCCACACUUUCAGGUGGCAGAACGAGCUCUGUACUACUGGAACAAUGAGUAUAUCAUGAGUCUGAUCAGUGACAAUGCCGCCAAGAUCCUGCCCAUCAUGUUCCCAUCCCUCUACCGCAACUCCAAGACCCACUGGAACAAAACGAUCCAUGGGUUGAUCUACAAUGCUCUGAAACUCUUUAUGGAGAUGAACCAGAAGCUGUUCGAUGACUGCACCCAACAGUUCAGGGCAGAGAAAAGCAAAGAGAAAGCCAAAUGGAAGGAGAGAGAAGAAGCGUGGCUGAAGAUUGAGAAUCUGGCAAAAUCAAACCCACAGUUUCUGAUGUACAUUGACUCGGUGGGCUCAGACAGUCCGAUGGACAUGGAGACAGACGGGCCACUGCUUGAUGAUGUCAACUUGCUAAAGAAAACAAUGGAGGAGGAAGCCACACAGGUCAGCAGUAUCCAAAAAGAUCAGCGUAGAGAGCGCCCGUUGAUGCGGAGGAAAUCAGAACUCCCCAAGGACAUCUGCACUGUCACAGCCUUGGAGUUGCACCGGAGAGCCGAGGAAAUGUUGACAACGCACGACGGCCACUAAGAGACCACACCAGAUCCACCGUAAACCAGCAGCAGCAGCAGCAUCCACCACAGAGGAACCACAGGCCCACAGGGGCCAGCACAACAACAGAACUCUGGUAUCUCAGUCUAGCCCAGCACAACACAGAGCUGAACAGCCCCAGCUCCACCUGACACGGAAAAUGUCUAAAGCCGCACAUCUAAGCCUGGUUCGGCUUUCCGGGACAAGCGGUGCUCUGUCCCUACUGACCCGCCCUCCCCCAUGCUCUUUAAUCCACCUGGUUGUUGUCCAGCAGAGACAUCUGUGGUGCUGGAUGGUCCUGCAUGACCACCACAUGCACCGCGCCCUGAACUUCACCCAAGAUACUGUAGUGUCAUUAUCUCCUUUUCCUCCCUUGUUUUUUCUCUUCUCCUGUCCUCCCAACCUUUUGUUUCGGGGUGCUGUGCUGCCCCCUUCUGGUCGUUUCUCUCAGGUGUUCUGUUCUGUGUGUGUGAGCCGUCUUCUCCUCUUGCCUCUUCUUUAUAGAUGUCAGGUGCUUGUACAAAUAAUAUGAGCCCCCAACUGUAACCUCCACAGAGGAUGUCUCCAGUUUAAUUUAAAAAAACAAAACAAAAAAGGAAAAGGAACAGAAAAAAACAUCAGUUGAUGUUAAAUGUCAGUUGUUUCUAUAUAUUUAAUAUUAGCUAUUUUCUCAUAACAUUUAAACAAGACAGCUGUUUCUAUUUUUUCCUACAUAGUAUAUUAGGAGCUCCUCUCAGAGUCAAACACACUUCCUGUCUGUAUAAAUGUUCUGUUUGGAGGUUACAAUUUUUUCUCAGUUCAUUUUCCAUUAGCUGCGAAGUUUCAUUGAUCAUUCUGUUAAUCAGGACAGGGUCAUCUGGGACUCCCAGUAGAAUGUGUCAGGAUCAAAAGAGUUACGACACAGUCCAAAGUGCUGGUCUGACGAGAUCCAGGCUCCCGGUUUUUCACUGAACAGAUCUUUGUGGCAUCUCUGUGUAGAAGCCUAGUUUAGUGCCAACUACGCUCAUUAAUUUAGUUCCUUUCUUGAAAACGAUCCUUUUAAAUGUGUAGGCAAUAAGUUCAGAUGGUUGCAGUGUGUGUCGGCAGCUCAAACAAUAGUUUGUUAUAUGUUUAGAUCCAUUUGAUUGGUCCUUGGGAUGAAUCCAGCCCGAGCCCGGCUGACUGCACCAGUUACAUGAGAGGGGAUUGUGGGAUUUAUUUUUGGUUGCCGUUCGCAUCCCGUCGCCGUAGGAGUGUGUUUAACAUGGUCAUUAGCAUUCAGUACAAGUCACUGUCGUUCAUGUGAGGCUUACGAGAGGUCAGAGAUGUAGUUGCUCAUCUGGGAUUUACACAAUGUUGCUGUGUGUUGAGAGAAGUCAGACGGGGGCAGAGACCAUGCUGAUAGUGACUGCUUUCUCUACUCUUCUCAAGCAAGACCCUUUUAUUUAUAAAACACUUGUUCGAGAUUAGACUGCUUCAUAGAUGAGGUAUGUUUGGUUUGAAGAGGUCAAACAUAAGCCUUUCUUUUCACAGUGCCUUUUAUAGUGUAAGGGGAUAUUUGCUCAACCGAGAAUCGAGUAGUAGCAUGAGUUAAAAUGCCAGAUCUGUUAAAAAAAAAAAAAGAGAGAAAAAGAAUAAAAAAUAUUUGUGACAUUG